This is a messenger RNA of Argentina anserina (silverweed cinquefoil), 1208 nucleotides long. Its product is annotated as proteasome subunit beta type-7-A. The coding region runs from base 99 to 920 and encodes 273 amino acids. The record is from RefSeq and is a predicted model, not a curated record. The transcript has 9 exons. Gene Ontology annotation, cellular component: proteasome core complex. NCBI's taxonomy places the organism in Eukaryota, Viridiplantae, Streptophyta, Magnoliopsida, Rosales, Rosaceae. Gene Ontology annotation, molecular function: threonine-type endopeptidase activity.
AAAUAGAGACGGAGACUGAAAUCAAAUCCCUGAUAGAAGAAACCGAGGGCUUCGAUCUCCGACUACUCAUCAUCUUCAGGCUUGUUUGACACUAUAAGAUGGCAAAAUCAGCCAUUGAUGUUCCUCCCAAGGGUGGAUUUAGCUUUGAUCUGUGUAAAAGAAAUGCUAUGCUUUCAAAGAAUGGGGUUCAGCUACCUCCAUUUACGAAGACGGGAACCACCAUUGUUGGGUUAAUUUUUCAGGACGGUGUCAUUCUUGGAGCUGAUACCAGGGCCACCUCCGGGUCAAUUGUGUGCGAUAAAAACUGUGAGAAAAUUCAUUACAUGGCGCCAAAUAUAUAUUGCUGUGGGGCAGGAACUGCUGCUGAUACUGAGGCAGUUACAGACAUGGUCAGCUCACAGCUGCAGUUGCACCGUUACCAUACUGGUAGGGAAUCUAGAGUUGUGACUGCCCUCACAUACCUCAAAAGACAUCUUUUCAGUUACCAAGGUCACGUCUCGGCUGCAUUGGUGCUCGGGGGUGUUGAUUUCACCGGCCCUCAUUUGCACACGAUUUAUCCGCAUGGAUCGACUGACACACUCCCUUAUGCCACUAUGGGUUCUGGCUCACUUGCUGCUAUGGCCAUCUUUGAGUCCAAGUACAAAGAAGGCCUGACUAGAGAUGAAGGGGUGCAGCUUGUUACAGAGGCUAUUUGCUCUGGUAUAUUCAAUGACUUGGGAAGUGGUAGCAAUGUCGAUAUCUGUGUAAUAACUAAGGGCAAUAAAGAAUUUCUGCGGAACCAUUUGAAGCCUACCCCUCGAACCUAUAUCAGCCCCAAAGAAUACUCAUUCACCAAGAAGACAGAGGUUCUGGUAACCAAAGUUACACCUUUGAAGGAGAAGGUGGAAGUCAUUGAAGUUGGAGACGCAAUGGAAGAAUGAUAACUAUCCUAAGAAAUGGAUCCCAACUUUUUCUGAAUUUGUUUUCUAAGUGGGUCUUCAAGUAUUAAUUUAAUUCCUUGCUGAACUAAAUAGAACUUUCCUCUUUUAUAGAGUUCUGCUGUUCUGAUCAGCACUUCAUGUUCUAUUGGAUGGCAGAUACCACAAUUUGUUGUGCUUUGAUGUGUUAUGUUAUACUAUUGGAUAGCUUGUGACCUCCUGAAACUGAGGUUCUGAUAUUAGUUUUGUUAUUUUUGGGGACGAAUAUCACCAGUGCAUGGCUGGCUCCUA